AUUGACCAUCAUCGUAGUAGCACAGAACUCAAUUCGAUCGAACAACUGCUUUAUAUUGCUAAUAUCGGUAAAGGUAGAUCAUCAUGUUUUCUAUUGGCACGCUUUGCUUUACCGAGGCUGCAAUACCCCAGCCCCAUGUGGUUCUCAAACAGAGCCUCGCAGGUCUUCGAUGCGCUGGUGCAGUUUCAGCUCUCUAUUAAGUGUGUAUUCACCCACUCCAUUGCAGCUUUGCCCUCCAGACCAUUAUCUUCGAUCCUUCGAUCCUUCGUUCUCAACAAUCUUGCAUUCAGCCUUCGAGACAGAUGGCUGCAGCAAGGCAUCACGUUUGACCUUGAUGAGGCCAUCGAGCACAAUCGGGCCGCACUGGGGCUACUCCCCCGGUGUCAUUCCAAUCGAGUUUUCGUCUUCGUAACGUGGUCGAUAAAUUCACUGAAGACCGAUCACCGCAAAUCUUGCAGCUGAUCAUGCAAUGGGAUGAUGUCAUCACACAUAUGCGCAUGCUUCUCCACUUUUCACGCUUUCUCCUGCCUCCACUGUUUUCUGACCUCCAGACGGCCGCUGAAGAUGGUCCAGUGAUCAUCCUCAAUGCUAGUCAGCACAGCUGCGACG
This is a messenger RNA of Suillus fuscotomentosus, 609 nucleotides long. RefSeq lists its product as uncharacterized. The transcript has 2 exons. Lineage: Eukaryota; Fungi; Basidiomycota; Agaricomycetes; Boletales; Suillaceae. The record is from RefSeq and is a predicted model, not a curated record. The coding region runs from base 136 to 462 and encodes 108 amino acids.